Indicator indicator is the source of this 1245-nucleotide messenger RNA. It is a transcript of the gene TPI1, whose product is annotated as triosephosphate isomerase 1. Gene Ontology annotation, cellular component: cytosol. The record is from RefSeq and is a predicted model, not a curated record. The coding region runs from base 59 to 805 and encodes 248 amino acids. Gene Ontology annotation, molecular function: triose-phosphate isomerase activity. Gene Ontology annotation, biological process: gluconeogenesis; glycolytic process; glycerol catabolic process. The transcript is spliced from 7 exons. Lineage: Eukaryota; Metazoa; Chordata; Aves; Piciformes; Indicatoridae.
UCCACCGGUCCACGACCUUGGCCUCUCCUCCGGGUAUCGGUACUUAUCUUCUCCCGUCAUGGCGCCCAGGAAGUUUUUCGUGGGGGGCAACUGGAAGAUGAAUGGCGACAAGAAGAGCCUGGGCGAGCUCAUCCAGACGCUGAACGGCGCCAAGCUCUCCGCCGACACCGAGGUGGUUUGUGGAGCCCCUUCCAUCUAUCUUGACUUUGCCCGUCAGAAGCUUGAUGCAAAGAUUGCAGUUGCAGCCCAGAACUGUUACAAGGUACCAAAGGGUGCUUUCACAGGAGAGAUCAGCCCUGCAAUGGUCAAAGACAUUGGAGCCACAUGGGUGAUCCUGGGUCACUCAGAACGAAGGCAUGUGUUUGGGGAGUCUGAUGAGUUGAUUGGGCAGAAGGUGGCUCAUGCUCUAGCUGAGGGCCUUGGUGUCAUUGCCUGCAUUGGAGAGAAGUUGGAUGAAAGAGAAGCUGGCAUAACAGAGAAGGUGGUCUUUGAACAGACCAAGGCCAUUGCUGAUAACGUGAAGGACUGGAGUAAGGUGGUUCUUGCUUAUGAGCCAGUUUGGGCUAUUGGAACUGGUAAAACUGCAACUCCUCAACAGGCUCAGGAAGUUCAUGAGAAGCUGAGGGGGUGGCUGAAAAGCCAUGUGUCUGAUGCUGUUGCUCAGUCAACUAGGAUCAUCUAUGGAGGUUCAGUCACUGGCAGCAACUGUAAGGAGCUGGCCUCUCAGCAUGAUGUGGAUGGCUUCCUAGUUGGUGGAGCUUCUCUCAAGCCAGAGUUUGUGGAUAUUAUCAAUGCCAAACACUGAAGCAGUCUGUGAGGAGCAGUUCCUUGUGGUUCAGAGCAAGAAACAGAAGCAAGAAGGGACCUUUCGUUGCACACAUCUCGGUACAGAGACCUCCUCUGAGGCUUUCCCUUCCACAGUCAUUGUUAUAGGUGUGCUGCUAACCCCCACCACCGUGUUGGAGUCUUGUUGGUAGGAACCUGUCUCAGCAGUCUUGACAGCCCCCUCUCUGAAUUGUCAAAAUUCUUUGUUGCCUGUUGACCUGUAACAGCCCACAGUCAACCUGGCCAAUGCCUCCCUCUUUCUCUGCAGUGCUGCAGAGACAGGGGGACACUGGUGCUGGGAAAGGAGGAAGGAACUAGAAUCUCACAUCCUUCAGCUCUAUCAGCAGGGAGCCUGUCAGCUUAGACCCUUGUCUUGCCUCACUUGUGUCCCAUACUGAACAAUAAAUGAAAAAAAGGAAA